Tyto alba (common barn owl) is the source of this 2526-nucleotide messenger RNA. RefSeq names its product calcyphosine like (gene CAPSL). Gene Ontology annotation, molecular function: calcium ion binding. NCBI's taxonomy places the organism in Eukaryota, Metazoa, Chordata, Aves, Strigiformes, Tytonidae. The transcript is spliced from 5 exons. The record is from RefSeq and is a predicted model, not a curated record. The coding region runs from base 184 to 810 and encodes 208 amino acids.
ACAAGUAAAACGAGAUGGACAAGGAAGCUCUGCAGUGAGCCUGCGGCCCUCCAUCCCCGCCACUUGCCACCUGACCCCUGUGAGAGCUGGGAGCGGGGAGGCAGGUGGGGCACGGCGCUGCCCCAGCCCCCCAACACCUCCCAGGUCCUGGGUGGAAACCCUGGGUGCAGGAUAACAUUGCAGAUGCCGGGCACAGCAAGGCAUGACAGAGAGAUGGCAAUCCAGGCCAAAAGAAACCUGUCCAAAACCACUGACCCCGUUGAAAGACUUCGCCUGCAGUGUUUAGCAAGGGGAUCUGCUGGCAUCAAAGGACUCGGCAGAGUAUUUCGGAUUAUGGAUGAUGACAACAGCAGGACCCUGGAUUUCAAAGAAUUUGUGAAAGGAUUAAAUGAUUAUGCUAUGAUGAUAGACAAAGACGAAGCACAAGAAAUUUUCCGGAUAUUUGAUAAAGAUGGCAAUGGAACAAUUGAUUUUGAUGAAUUUCUUGUUACUCUGAGACCUCCUAUGUCAAAUGCAAGAAAAGAAAUCAUCAUGCAGGCGUUUAGGAAGUUAGAUAAAACUGGAGAUGGUGUCAUAACAAUUGAAGACUUACGUGGGGUGUAUAAUGCAAAGCAUCAUCCUAAAUACCAAAAUGGAGACUGGACAGAAGAUCAAGUUUUUAGGGCCUUUCUAGAUAAUUUUGAUUCACCCUAUGACAAAGAUGGAAAGGUUACAAAAGAUGAAUUUCUGAACUACUACUCUGGAGUUAGUGCUUCUGUGGACAGUGACGCCUACUUCAUUUUAAUGAUGAAGAAAUCCUGGAAACUCUGACAUUUUCUUUCAUUUGCCUCAAUAUCUUUGGGACUAGAGACUAUAGAGAAGUGAAACACUGUUUAGUUUGCUGCGGGUGUGAUUUUUUUUCCCCAGUUCCCAUCUGUGCACCUUUUUCAGAGCUGCAUGAUUACACGACACCAUCAAGUGUCCCAGUGCUGGCCCCCGACAUGUGGCCUCACGUUUCAACAGGUGGCGCUUAAAAGCCAGGGAAUAGCCAAAUGGCCAGCCUGACUGAAUUCCGAAGCUGCCGAGUGAGCCGACGGAUGGGAUCGUCGGCACGAAUUAGCAAUUGCGUUUCCCGGCAUCACCAGUUGUUUCCUUGUGUGUCUUUUGUGUGUAGAUUUGUCUUGCCAAUGUCGUGUUACACACGGAAGUGCUAAUUUGGGAGCUUCGUAAUCACAGUAAUAAGGAACCGUUUGACCCUAAAAUAAUUCUUCAUAGAGUUGUUUAUAUUUUAUGUUACAUUUUAGCUGGUUUUAAGGGAUAGUUUCAGAAACCCACAAUCAAAGAAAUAACUAGCUUGAGCCAAAAGCACAUGAACUAAAAACCUGCUGCUGUGCCUCCCAGGAACACUGCAGUACUGCUGUACAAAUACAGGCCUUCAAGUCAACAAACAGUUUUAGUAAGAAGCCUAGAAGGGGUUGAACUCCCAUCCUGUAGAAAUACCCUGCCAGCCUCACCAGGUCCUUUGCUGCUGGCAGAGGUGGCUUCACAGUCAGCUUGUGCCUGCCUAAAACUGCCCCAAAUUCAGCCACCUAUCCCUGCAGCAGUGGUGGCCAGGCCAUCCCUUCACCAUUUAUUUCAUGGCCCAGACUGCACUGCACAGCACAUACAUUUAACCAUCUCUUCUCCUUGGCAGAAGCAGUUCCCCAGACUCUCCAUGCUUAGCUGGUCUUCUACCACCUCACUGACACACAUAGCAUUUUUUUGUGUUUUAUCAGUCUGUCUAAUGAACAUGAACAAGAGGAGGAGGUUUGAUAAACAAACAAAUUCAGCAGGGGACAAGUAUCGCCUUGGGAGGUAAUUAACUUUUUUCAGCAUCAUUAAAAUUUGACUGUGAGUCAGUGUUAUAACUGACAAAAGACUUAUUUUAUUUCAUGGAGUUUGUGUGCUGCUAGGAGACGUUUGUGUAGUGCAAAUGAGCUGUGCAUAGAUGAGGGGAGAAAUGAUGACAGGAGACCAGCUGUGUUGUACCACAAGUGCAGAAGAGCUGGUGGAUCCCAACAGGUACAUGCGGAGAGAGGAUCAGGCAGCUCCAGCCAUGGUGUCAUAAAGCAGCUGCAUAGAAACCGGGAUCACCAAGCUCAUUUUGUGUGUGCAACUGAGUAGGAGCACAGGAGGCAGAAAGUGUGGAGGAGGAAUGUUAUGCUGAAGUGAGGAAGGUGCAUGGAGUAUGUGAAAGCUGAGCUUUACUCCUGUGUGAAUGCUGAGUCAGAUGGGAAUUUGUGAACAACUCUGGGGGAAUCUCUGACUUCUAGAACAAGGGAGAUACUCACUCAUGACCUGGUGAAGUGUCAAGACAUAGCCAUGGCUGUGUUUUCAUAUAUGUGCUACAUGUCUAAAAGCUGGCCAUGGACCCAAAGUGCUUGUGGUGUUUCUUGCCUCAGUGCAUAUUUGGAUUUCUGUUUUUCCCAAAGCAAGCUGAAAGUUUUUGUAUCUGUAUACACCUAUCAAAUUUAUAUUGAUGGCUAUAAAAUCGCAAAUGAUAUUCAA